Messenger RNA from Rhipicephalus microplus (southern cattle tick), 2364 nucleotides. It is a transcript of the gene CngA, whose product is annotated as Cyclic nucleotide-gated ion channel subunit A. Gene Ontology annotation, cellular component: plasma membrane; intracellular cyclic nucleotide activated cation channel complex. Lineage: Eukaryota; Metazoa; Arthropoda; Arachnida; Ixodida; Ixodidae. The record is from RefSeq and is a predicted model, not a curated record. Gene Ontology annotation, molecular function: intracellularly cGMP-activated cation channel activity; intracellularly cAMP-activated cation channel activity; protein-containing complex binding. Gene Ontology annotation, biological process: monoatomic cation transmembrane transport.
AUGGAUUGCAUUGUCGAGGCCCAGGAUGGUGCCAUUGCUCAGGAGCCAUACAAUUUGGCAUUGCAGGAUGCCCAGCACCGUCGUCCCGACUCAGAGCAGCGUCAACUCGAGGCGAAGGCGGUGCGUAACGGCGUAGACGUGACGCACCGAAGGCGAGCCAGUCACCUGCUAGCGACGUCGGGCACCCACCGCGAGCGCCAGAAAGCGGACGGAGGCGAUGAAGAUGACCGGUCGGCGGCGCUGAUGGAAGCACCGCCUGCCGACACGGCGCCCGUGCUGGCUUCGGACACGGCGGCGGUCGCCGGGCAGGCCGCCAGGACCUUGGGCUCGCCGCAGCUCAGGGUUCCUGCGCCGACCACCCUUCAGGUGCCCCGACACCGCAGCCUCCCCAACGACGGACAGGUGGCACCGCGCACUCCUGAGCAGCCUGGUGAUCUGGAGCUGCUUGAAAAUGGCGUCCCGAGCCCGUCCAACCGCAGCAGCACGUGCUCGGAGAUCGUGCGCAUUGAGCAGAUGGCCAGCGACCAGGACUCACCGCCAGAGACGAAGCUUGGCAAAUACAUCGGCAGAAUCAGGGGCCUUAAGAAAUGGGCUGUGCGCCACAAAAAGACCAAGGAGCCCGAUCGACCCGACUCCUUUUUGGAGAAGUUCGCCAUGGGACAAACGGCCGAAGAAGCUGCAGAGCCUCCCAAAGGAGAACAAACGAAGCAAAGCUUCUUCCAGAAGCAUGGUCGUGCUUUUGUUGUGGACCCUUCUGAAAACUUCCACUACCGGUGGCUCUCCGUGAUCAGCGCUGCUGUUCUUUACAACGUGCUCGUCAUUGUGGGUCGCAGUGUGUUCUGGGAACUGCAGAACGCGAUGCCUAUCGCUUGGUACGUGUUCGACUACACCUGCGAUGGCAUAUACCUCCUCGACAUGGUCUUCCACGCCAGAACAGGAUACCUUGAGCAAGGCCUUCUUGUCAGGAACACUCGCAAGCUCCUGAAGCGGUACAUAGAAUCCCUCCACUUCAAGCUAGACCUUAUCAGCCUGGUUCCGACGGACGUCGCGUACUUCUUCCUGGGUGUCGAGUGCAAAGUGCGCGUGCCCUGCACGGUGAUAGUGCGGCUGAACCGUCUGUUUCGAGCGUACCGAAUGCAGGAAUUCUCGGACCGGACUGAGGCCCGCACAAUUCCGUACGCGUUUCGCAUCGCCAAGCUUAUAUUCCUAAUUUUGGUGAUAAUCCACUGGAACGCGUGCCUAUACUUUGCCGUGAGCUACGCCAUAGGCUUCGGGACGGACAAUUGGGUGUACAAGAACAUUAGCCUGCCCGUGUACGGUACACUGCGGCACCAAUACAUCUACAGCUUUUACUGGUCGACGCUGACCUUGACGACCAUAGGUGAAGUGCCUAUUCCCGAGAAGGAUGCGGAGUACGUGUUUGUCGUCAUUGACUUUCUCGUCGGUGUGCUCAUUUUCGCCACCAUCGUCGGUAAUGUGGGCAGUAUGAUCACUAACAUGAACGCUGCGAGAGCCGAUUUCCAACAUCGCAUGGACAGCGUGAAGCAGUAUAUGGAGUUUAGAAAGGUGAGCAAGGAGCUCGAGAACCGGGUCAUCAAAUGGUUCGACUACCUCUGGACAAACAAGCAGUCGUUGGACGAGGACAAGAUUACGUCGAUGCUUCCGGACAAACUGAAAGCCGAGAUUGCUAUCCAUGUGCACCUGGACACGUUGAAAAGAGUGAAACUCUUUCAAGACUGCGAGCCGGGACUUCUAGUGCAGCUUGUGUUGAAGCUGAGGCUUCAAGUUUUCAGCCCCGGAGACUACAUUUGCCGCAAGGGCGACGUUGGCAAGGAGAUGUACAUUGUGAAGAGAGGAAAACUGAGCGUUGUUGGUGACGAUGGACGGACUGUGUUUGCCACGCUAAGCGAUGGUAGCGUGUUUGGAGAACUCAGUAUACUUAACAUUACCGGCAACAAGACCGGAAACCGUAGGACGGCAAACGUCCGCAGCGUUGGCUACUCCGACCUUUUCUGUCUCUCCAAAGAAGACCUCUGGAUAGUGUUAGAGGAAUACGCCGAGGCGAAGAAGAUGCUUAUUGAAAGAGGACGCAGCAUACUGCGGCGUGACGGACUCCUGGACGAAGACGCCGUCAAGGCUUCCGAGAAGGAGCAGGAGUCCCUGCAGGGAAAGUGUGAACGGCUUGAGAAAGCAUUGGACAAUCUUCAAACCAGAUUUGCCCGGCUUCUGGCGGAGUACAUGGCCUUCCAGAUCAAGAUGAAGCAGCGCAUAAGCAGACUAGAAGGACGCACGGACGUUGAUGACAACGGACCAGUGACUGUGGAUGAUGACGAUGACGCUGCUAGUCAAAGCAGCCAGCUGUGA